Messenger RNA from Eubalaena glacialis (North Atlantic right whale), 1445 nucleotides. RefSeq names its product decorin (gene DCN). The record is from RefSeq and is a predicted model, not a curated record. Bases 265 to 1347 code for a protein of 360 amino acids. The transcript is spliced from 8 exons. Gene Ontology annotation, molecular function: protein binding. NCBI's taxonomy places the organism in Eukaryota, Metazoa, Chordata, Mammalia, Artiodactyla, Balaenidae.
UACCAUAUGAUCUAAUGUGGGUGUCAGCCGGAUUGUGUUCAUUGAGGGAAACCUUAUUUUUUAACUGUGCUAUGGAGUAGAAGCAGGAGAUUUUCAACCUAGUGACAGUCACAGAGCAGCACCUGCCCCCUCCUCCUUUCCACACCUGCAAACUCUUUUGCCUGGGCUGAAUAUUUAGUGUAAUUACAUCUCAGCUUUGAGGGCUCCUGUGGCAGAUCCCCGGAUUAAAAGGUUCCUUGGUUGUGAAAAUACAUGAGAUAAAUCAUGAAGGCAACUUUCAUCUUCCUCUUGCUUGCACAAGUUUCCUGGGCUGGACCGUUUCAGCAGAAAGGCUUAUUUGACUUUAUGCUGGAAGAUGAGGCUUCUGGGAUAGGCCCGGACGACCGCUUUCACGAAGUUCCUGAAUUCGAGCCUCAGGCACCAGUGUGCCCCUUCCGCUGUCAAUGCCAUCUUCGAGUUGUCCAGUGUUCUGAUUUGGGUCUGGACAAAGUGCCAAAAGAUCUUCCCCCUGACACUGCACUGCUGGACCUGCAAAACAACAAAAUAACUGAAAUCAAAGAUGGAGACUUUAAGAACCUGAAGAACCUUCAUACGUUGAUUCUUAUCAACAACAAAAUUAGCAAAAUCAGCCCUGGGGCAUUUGCACCUUUGGUGAAAUUGGAACGACUUUAUCUGUCCAAGAAUCAACUGAAGGAAUUGCCAGAGAAAAUGCCCAAAACUCUUCAGGAGCUGCGUGUCCAUGAGAACGAGAUCACCAAAGUGCGAAAGUCUGUGCUCAAUGGAUUGAACCAGUUGAUUGUCGUAGAACUUGGCACCAACCCUCUGAAGAGCUCAGGCAUUGAAAACGGAGCCUUCCAGGGAAUGAAGAAGCUCUCCUACAUCCGCAUUGCUGACACCAAUAUAACCACCAUCCCUCAAGGUCUUCCUCCUUCUCUUACUGAAUUACAUCUUGAUGGCAACAAAAUCACCAAAGUUGAUGCAGCUAGCCUGAAAGGAUUGAAUAAUUUGGCUAAGUUGGGACUGAGUUUCAACAGCAUCUCUGCUGUCGACAAUGACUCUCUGGCCAACACUCCUCAUUUGAGGGAACUUCAUUUGAACAACAACAAGCUUAUCAAAGUGCCUGGUGGGCUGGCGGAUCAUAAGUACAUUCAGGUUGUCUACCUUCACAACAACAAUAUCUCUGCAAUCGGCACUAACGACUUCUGCCCACCUGGAUACAACACCAAAAAGGCUUCUUAUUCUGGGGUGAGCCUUUUCAGCAACCCAGUCCAGUACUGGGAGAUCCAGCCAUCCACCUUCCGAUGUGUCUAUGUGCGCUCUGCCAUUCAGCUCGGAAACUACAAGUAGCUCCCAAGAAAGCCCUCAUUUUUAUAACCUGGCAAAAUCCCGUUAACGUCACUGCUCAAAAAAAAAAAAAAAAAAAAAGAAAGCUAGAUACUGGAAAC